Messenger RNA from Trichoplax adhaerens, 1449 nucleotides. RefSeq lists its product as uncharacterized. Gene Ontology annotation, cellular component: Golgi stack; endoplasmic reticulum-Golgi intermediate compartment; endoplasmic reticulum. The record is from RefSeq and is a predicted model, not a curated record. Gene Ontology annotation, molecular function: acetylglucosaminyltransferase activity. Gene Ontology annotation, biological process: protein N-linked glycosylation. Bases 1 to 1449 code for a protein of 482 amino acids. The transcript is spliced from 10 exons. Lineage: Eukaryota; Metazoa; Placozoa; Uniplacotomia; Trichoplacea; Trichoplacidae.
AUGCCAGGAUUAUCAAGAAGGGAAUCGUUGCGAUUAGCUGUAAUCUUGAUGACUUUAAGCACCGCCGCUUACAUUACCUAUUAUUUUUAUAGCCAAGCUAAGCCAAACAGAUUACGAAUUGAAAUCGAUCGCCUGAAAGAUAAAAUUCAUUAUAUCGAGGAAACUGCCAAGAAUAGUAACCUAACUAGCUCUGGUAUAAAAAGUGGUGGUAAGAAUAUAAAGCAAUUAGUCGCAAGCUAUGAGCAAAAUAUCAAUUCCCUGAAACAAGAACUUAGUCAGUCGCAUAAAAAGAUCGAUAAACAACAGCACGCUAUUGCUGAGCUACACUUGGAGAAUUUAAAGAAUGAUAAGCCCAAACUAAAUAAUUCUGCUGAAUUAGCCAUUAAAAAAUUAAUUAAUGGGUAUAAAGAGGAAGUUGUCCAUCUGAAAGAAGACCUAGUUGAAGCUAAAGAGACAAUAUUGAAACAACAACAGAAUAUUUCUGUUAUAAGCGAAGAAAAUAAGAAAAUUCAGUCUAAAAAGGAAGACGUAAAAACCGUGAACACUGAUGUCAGUAAUGGAAACACUAUGGAAAAUAGAGAGAAGACGGAUCUUAUCUCGGCCGACUUAUCUUUACCAUCCAUAGAUAAAUUUUUACCUCAUCUAGCUAACAAUCCAGAUGCUUUAAAGCCUGCUGCUAAAGAGAGUAAAGGAAGAACUGGAGUGACUUUAGUAAUUGGAAUCCCGACAGUAAAGAGAUCAAAUGCGAAUUAUCUAAUGCAAACUUUGGGAUCACUACUUACUCAGAUGAACACGGAUGAAAAAUCGAAAACGUUAAUUGUAAUCUUUGUUGCUGAGAAAAAUCCGGAAUAUAUAGCUUCAAUUAAGGCGGAUAUUUCUAAUAAGUAUUUGGCAGAUCUUGAAUCAGGACUUAUCGAAAUUGUAUCUCCCUCUCCUGCUUACUAUCCAGACAUGACGAACUUGCCUAGAACCUAUGGUGAUCCACUUCCCCGAGUGAAGUGGCGAACAAAGCAGAAUCUAGAUUAUGCUUGGAUAAUGAUGUAUUCAACGAAGAGAGGAAAAUAUUAUUUACAGUUAGAAGAUGAUGUAAUUGCCGCAAAAGGAUUUGUUUCGUCUAUUAUCUCUUAUGCCGAUAGUCAAUCUGGUAAUUGGUUUGUCAUUUAUUACUCCGAAUUAGGAUUUAUAGGAAGACUGUUUAAAACAUCAGAAUUAGGUUAUAUGAUUGAUUUCCUCAUAAUGUUCCAUGUUGAUCAUCCGUGUGACUGGAUAAUUGAAAAUGUUUUGGAAUCUAAAGUUUGUUCGGUUGGAGUCUCUACAGCACAAUGUAAUAGGUCUAAAAAAGGUAUUACAAGACAAUAUAAACCUUCACUCUUCCAGCACAUGGGUGUGAACUCGUCAUUAGCUGGGAAAAAGCAAACAUUGAAGGAUAACUCAUUUAGACCAAAAUAG